Messenger RNA from Bathycoccus prasinos, 897 nucleotides. RefSeq lists its product with no specific name. The transcript has 2 exons. Bases 1 to 897 code for a protein of 298 amino acids. The record is from RefSeq and is a predicted model, not a curated record. NCBI's taxonomy places the organism in Eukaryota, Viridiplantae, Chlorophyta, Mamiellophyceae, Mamiellales, Bathycoccaceae.
AUGACUUCUCGUUCUUUUAGAAAGAAAAGUUGGUGGAGUGUUGUGGUUUUGGGGACUAUUUUCCUUUCUUUUGUAUUGAAGAGGUACACGCAAGUGUCUAGAGGUCUGUUAGAAAGUAAGGCUGACCUUGAGAUUAAGGGUGACCAUGAGAUUAAGGGUGACCAUGAGAUUAAGGGUGACCAUGAGAUAGUAAUCGUUUAUAACGUUUAUUUGCCAACACGUCGAGAUUGGAGACCUUUGUUGAGAAAGCAAAUGCAAGACAUUGCAGAUAUUGGCUUAUUAGAAAGAGCAGAAUUGCAUGUAUCCAUCAGCGCAGAAGUAAAUGAAACAACUGAUUCCAAGUUCAACUAUCUAGCUCAAACAUUACAGUUUCAAGAGGCAAUACAAAUUAUAGAUGAAAUUACACAUAAAACGGCUAAAUAUGACCUGACUUUAGGGAAUUUUUAUGAAUAUCCUGGCAUUGCAAAUCUCUGGAAACUUGGAAGAGUUAAAGGUCCGCAGAGCUUAUUUCUUUACUUCCAUAGUAAAGGUAUGGUGAAUCACGGUAACAGUCUGGCAGCGAACAAAAAAUACAAACCUCUUUUUUUGACUGUCAUCAAACCAUGGCAAGAAGUCGAAAGAAGAUUUAAAGAAAAUAGGAAACUGAACUUGGCUGGUUACGCUGCAUCUAAAUCUGGCUUUAUUUGGUAUAAUUUUUUCUGGGUAAGAGGGAGUUACAUCAAGACCUUAACCAGACCAAUUAAAACUGCCAGAAGACAUUACUAUGAGGAUUACAUCUCAAGAGUCAGAAGAAGCGGAGAUAUCGAGUUUUCAAGUUCGGUUCAGCUCAAUUUUGACUUUGUGAAAGAGGUGUUGGAGUAUGUGUAUAAAUGGAUUCGUGUUGAACAUUUCUUUUGA